GGUCCUUUUGUAGAUCGUCGGCUUGUGAGUUUGUGGCUAAUCAAAUGUGCUGUGUCAAAUGCAAAUCAACAACCGGUAAUAGCGAGCUGCGCUAGUAUUCUUCUUCUUCUUCUUCUUCUUCACAAUUCCAUAACUGCUUUCUUCUGUGUUCAUAAAUUCCCUGAAAAUUCAAAUUCCAAACUUCAAACUCUCAGAAAUAAUUGAGAACAGCAAAGACAAAGCCAAAAACGUCUUCACUUUCGAAAUUCCUCUAUCCUCUGCUCUUAUCUCUCUGGAUCUGGCCUAAUUCCAGGAGUGAAUUUGCUGGAGCUUACUCAGCUAUCUGUCUCUGCGAAUUUGAUUUUAUUUGGUACGGAAAUUAUAUGUACAUGUCAAAAUUUUGGCUUUAACACUGCUUUGGAUUGCAUCUACGGGUGAUAUUUGAUGAAUGUUUGAGGGAUAGUUAUACGUCUGAAGCAUAAUUCAAAAGUGCUGCCUUACUAUGUCGGAUCAGGCUGCACAAUCAGAUAAUGGUAAGGAUGAAAUACCUGAAAAAUACUUGCAGUCUCAACAAUCUGUUUGGAUGUCUCACUGGACGCAUACAAGUUACAGAUCAGCGAAUGUCACUCACAAUAAGCUGUUGCUUAACUGUGAAUCUGGGCACAACAGUCAAAGAAUUAAGCACCACCCUUUGCUUGGCAGGCCAGAGACAGAACCAGAUAGCUCUAAAUUUGUGAAAAAAUUUAGAGAUAUGCAUAAGACCUUUCUAAAUGAAAGUUCAAGAAAAUUGACGCAUGAAACGUUCAAAGGACAGCAUUUUCCGAUGUUCAAAUCUUCUCUAAAUAAAGAUGGUAUGUUAUCUCCGAAAAAUGAGGAAUCCUCUAGACAUCUUGAGUCACAAAUUGGUCUUACUGCUGUUGAUGUUUCUCUUGGUAGAACUGACAAUCAUUUACCAUCAAUGCUCAAGUGGGUUCCUUCCAAAGCAGAAACUCAAUCCACAGAAUCUCAGUUUCGGUAUGAAGGCAUCACAUCAAAUCCAGAACAGCACGUCAAGAUCAAUGAAUUGCUUGAAAAUAAUAUAGUUGUUUCAUCACCUCCUGAAAAUGGGUUUUUGGGGUCAACUUCUAGAACCAUGCCAUCGGACUUUAAUGGCAGAAAUAUUCCAACUGAGUCCUUUAUACAUGGUCAAGAGUAUACUAAUCAACCAAGCAGUUCCUUUUUGGUUGAUGAGAAGAAGAUGAAUAAUCAUGCACCUCUAUUCAUACAUGAUCCUUCAACAAGCAAUAAUCAGCUUGGGAACUUUGUUGGUGGACAACUCCAGACAAUGCCAAAACAUUCUAGUGUUAAAUUAUUAACUAACCAGAUGAGGCUCCCAGAGGGAAGAUUACAUCCUGGAUCUCUUGAAGUACCAAGGAUUUCCUCUUAUUUCAAUGAUGUUGAGACUAUGAGGAUAUGUACGGCAACAGAUUCUCCAAAGUUUUCUCAGACUACUCACCACUUCUUAAUCACAGAAAAGACUGAUGUAAACUUAUCUGAUGGAGGAGAAUUGUUCAGAGAGUCCACAAUAUCCACCAAAUUUAAAAGAAAACCUGUGGGUGAAGGGAAAGAAAAAACAGAAAAUGUCCAUACUGAAGCAAUUGAUUUGAAGAAUGAAUCAUCAGCUGAAACUGAUACCAUGGAUAUGGAUACACUCCAGGAGAACCGUCUCUCUGGUAAGGCUUCAUCCAUCUCAAAUAAGGACGUCAAGGGAACCCAAAAGUCAUCAUCAUCUCAAGUGGCAGUAGCACCAGUCAAAGAAGAGACUAGAGAUGGACUCUCACACAUAGAGAUACCUGAUAUUAACCAAGAACUCCCCAUAAUGCCAGGUGGAGCGAGUUCUGCAGAUGAUGAGGAGAUGAGCACCUCUAGAACCCAGAGUUUGGAUGUCGAACACUUUCUUUCCAAUACCGAACAUCCCACAGACUCAAAAUCCAGUGCUUGUGCUGAUUCUCCACCGGGAUCAGAUCCAUCCAGCAGAUGGGUUAAACGUCUCAAACCAAGUACUUCGCAUUCUUUCCCUAAUGGUACCAAGAGCACAAAAAUGGGAGAAGCAUCUUCCCAUGAAAAAGUUAACAAGCUCUUCAGUAAAAUACUAAACGGUAGCAAAACUAAUUCAGAACCAAAGAAGAACAAGUCUUAUGGAAAGCAAAAGAUGUUUCUAGAUGAGACAACAGAGUUACUGAGGAACGCUGAAUCCGCCUCCACAGACUCCGAGAUGAAAUGUCAAGACAUAACACUUUCACAUCCUUGGAUCCAGAGAUGGUGUCAUAAACCAGCUGUGUCUUCCAAAAAGAAGCCAGAAGCUAUGGUGGUGGUUUUUGAGCCACAGAAUUCAAAGGGGGCCCUAGACGAAUUACAGGAGAAGCAGUUUCCAAGCAUUGCUGCUAUGGCUUUGAUGGGGAAGGCCAUGACAGGUUUUGGUCCAUGUGAAUUGAAGAAAUUGGGAGCAUCUGUAGUUUGGAAUACCAAACGAUCGAGUUAAGUGUCAGAUAAAGGCAUAAGGGAAAUGCGAGGAAAAUUUAAAAAUUUAACUUAGAUUGGGAAAUUGAUUUCUGAAGGACUACUGGUUAAUUUACUGUCGAAGCAUAAAGAGGUUUUUGACAUUUUUCGUGAAAUGGCUAAAAACUUAGUUCCAAAUCCUCACAUUUGUAAUAAUGUCUGGUGGGAUAUUCAGAACUACUUGGAUGGCAUGAAGUCAUUGGUGAUUUGGACGAAGCAGCUGCUUCGAGUAUAUUUUGGGGCGCCAUGGACAACGGUAACUCUUGGUUUGUCAAUUCUUGCCAUUUACUUGACGGUGGUGCAAACCAUAUAUACUGCCUUGUCUUACCUCAAACAAAUGAGGGAGCAAAAUGAAUAAAUAUAAAUUUAGAUUUUUUUAUUACAAAGUGUUAUAGCGUGCUGUCCUUUUUUUUUUUUUUUUUUAAAUUAUCUUACUUCAUGUUCAUGUCGUAUUGUAUUUUGUAUUUUAUGUCCAGUCUCCAGACAACUUGUAUUUUAAUCGAUAAGUAUUUAUUUUUC
Messenger RNA from Jatropha curcas, 3036 nucleotides. The record is from RefSeq and is a predicted model, not a curated record. Lineage: Eukaryota; Viridiplantae; Streptophyta; Magnoliopsida; Malpighiales; Euphorbiaceae.